UUAAGGAAUAGUUGCAUUCCCAUGUAUAUAUUUCAACUGAAAGUUGGGAGUUAUGGUUACCCUUGGACAAAAGUUUUCCUGACGAUGCCUAAGCACCGCAACUAUUCCCCAUUGCGUCCAUGCGUGAAUCAUUUCAGCCACUGCCAUCCUCUGCGACCUAUCGAUCAAAUAAAAGCAGAGGAAGAACUCAUUUGCUCUGGUUGCGGCCUUGAAGUCAUAGGUUCAACUUUCAUGUGCAGCAAGUCUGACUGCGAUUUCAUUCUUCAUAAGUCAUGCUUCGAAUUGAAUUUGGUGCUGCAACACAAAUCCCACCCUCCCCACUCUCUCAAACUUCUCUGCGCCCCUCCUGACAAUUAUAGUAGGAACAUUUUCAUUUGUCAUGCUUGCCAUGACUAUGGCACUGGUUUUGACUACCAUUGCUCCACAUGCCAAUUUGAUCUCCAUGUUGGAUGUGCUAAACUGCCCAAAACCAUAAAUCAUAAAGAUCAUCAACAUUUGCUUACCCUCUACUAUUCCUUCUCGUGCAUCAAGGAGAAUAUUGAAGCCUUCGUUUGUGAUGUUUGUGGCCAGGAUGUACCAGAUCGACUCUGGGUUUACCACUGUAAAAAAUGCGAUUUUGGUAUCCACUUACGAUGUACAAUUCCUGAUACAGUCCUGAAGAAAGAUAUUCAAAUGGUCUCAACUAGACCAUAAGGAGACGUUUGCUAUGGUGUAAGUAGAGAAAUUUCCAUUUAUUUUAAUUGGGUGUAAUGUGAUUACAUGGUUUGGUUUGCAAAUUAGACAUGGGAAAGUCUUCCCAUUGUAAAGUAAUUACAAAGAUUAAAGGGAAUGUCAUUCCCUAUUAAUCUAUAUUCUAUUCA
Theobroma cacao (cacao) is the source of this 860-nucleotide messenger RNA. NCBI's taxonomy places the organism in Eukaryota, Viridiplantae, Streptophyta, Magnoliopsida, Malvales, Malvaceae. The record is from RefSeq and is a predicted model, not a curated record.